AUGGCUGUGGCGGAGGCGGCGUCGUGGCUGCAGCGGACCUCUACCCUGCUCGCCCCUGCGCCCUGGCAGUGGGCGUGGCUUUCUCCGUGGGCGUGGCUCUUCUCGUCAGAGGUCGCCAGCGCAUACGCCGCCUACAACGCCUCUGCCGUCAGCAACUCCACAGACCUCGAGCUGCGCGCCGAGGCGCCGCCCAGCCCGUCGGCGCUGGCGCUGUACGAGCACCUGUCGCUGCCGGUGCCACUACCCUCCGCCGCGCACCUGGGGCUCGCCACCGGCCUGUUGCUGGCACUAUUCUUCAACGCGCGCCGAGAAGCCUUCAAGGUGGAGGACGACGGCGUGGACGGCGCGCAGCUGCUGCGCCAGCUGCGGUCGCUGCUGCUGGAGCGGCUGCAGAGCGGCGCGCUGCCCGAGAAACUGCUGCUGCUUCGCCGCCACUCGCCGCUGGGCUACUUCUACUGGCAGCGACGGCCACAGCCCCUGCGCCUCGACGCCGUCGUCCGCGAGCACGUCCGCUUCCUCGGCGACGAAGACGACCUCGACGAGGAUGCCGCCAGUUUGUUUGGUGAGCGUGCAGCUGGGACCUUGCAGCGACUGCAGCGGAGCGCGGGCGUGCGCAGGUUUGGCGGCAGGCGGCAGCACGGGGCAGGCGCCGGCCAGUGGUGCUGGCCGGGCGCGCUGCGGCGCCGCCUGUGCGAGCUGGCGAACGCGCCGCUGCCGCAGGGCCACGCCGCCGGCUGGGAGGUGCUGGUCGGCGCCGCGCCCCUGGCCGCCGGGCCCGCCGACGCCGGCCAGGAUCCGCUCACCGCCAUGGAGGAAGGUCUGCCGGAUGGCGUAGUCGGUGGUGGGUUCCGGUUGUUCCCGGUGCUGCUGAGGGUGCACCACUCGCUGGGAGACGGCGUGGCCCUCCUGCACCUGCUGACGCACGCGCUCUCUGGCUCCCCACAGUCGUCUCCGCCGUCGACGCCGCCCCCGCCGGCCUCGGAAGCGAGGUUCUUCCAGCGGGCGUCCUGUACACCCGGCGAUGGCCGCGCCACGCCCAUCAUCUGCCAGGUGCCGACGCUGCGCGCUAUGCCGGCCACGACGAACGCGUGGCCGCCGCAGCCGCCGGCGUCGCUCAGCACCGAGACGGAGCACGCGCCGCCACCCGCCGCUCUCCGGCCGCGCUCUCCAGCUCCAGCGCCGGGUCCGGCUCCAGGCGACAGGGAGAGGGACUUGGCCGUGUGGGUGGAGGCGGCCCGGCGCUCCUCCCCCGCGGCGUGGGCACCUCCGCGUCCGGCCACGCCCGGCCUCCGCGACAGCUCGGCGCCGAGCUCUCGGCCGGCGACGCCUUUCCACUCUGCGCCGAGCUCUCGGCCGGCGACGCCCUUCCACUCUGCGCCGAGCUCGCGGCCCGCGACGCCCUUCCAGUGCUUCAUCGACGCCGCGGGCGACGCCGUGUCGUUCACGGCCGCCGUCAACAGCAGGUCGCCGACGCAGGUGGGGGCCGGGCAGUGCCCCGCGGGGGGCGGCAGCCGCCCCACGUCCCCCCUGGCGCCCCCGGACUCCCCCGUGAAGCGGCCGGCGUCUCCCGUGCCGCCGUACAUCCCGGGCGUGCCCGCUUCGCCCGUCCGCCGCCCCCUGCGGAGGGUCCUCAACGGCCAGACUCCUCACCGGCCGUACAGCCCCAGUGCUCCGGCACUCACCAGACUGCACUGCUACAGCGGCGGCGCCGCCGCCUUCGCGGACGACCUCUGCGACAGCAGCUGCGGGCUCGACGGUCGCGGCGGUACCACCAUAUACUACUACAGUGCGACCGACGGCAGCUGCAGGAAGCUGACGAGGAACUUCUCCCACGAUGACGAGCGCUCCACUGCUGCCGAGACGCCCGAGAGAACCCAGUCCAAAAACUUGGCGCGUUCCGUUUCCUUCGGCCCUGUAGAGGUUUUGGACGGCUCUGACAAGGAGACUCUCCCACAGACGUCAAUCACCGAGCGGGAAAUGAACCGGGACAACGACGAUGCCGAGACGGCUGCAGUACUUGAAGCUCCCAACAGUCCAGUCAAGAAAGUUAAUUCCGAAGACAGUCCAGAGGCAAAAAUGGAGAUAGCCGUUGAUGACGCACCGCAGAAACCGUCGUUGCUCGUGCCGGCCGUAAAAGUGGAGGAAGUGUCUCUCCAACCUGGUAAUGAAGCUGAAGCAGCCCAAGGGACCACAAUACAGGCUCAGCAGAUGGAGCCGCAUAACAAGGAUCUGCCUACUGGAAGAGGGCAGAAGAGCUCUGAAUGCAAGGCUAGGCAACUUCCGAAGUUCAAGCUCGUUCCUGAAGGUGGUCAGCUCCUGCGCGUAGAAGCGCAGCUGAUGACCGCAAAUGGUGUUUCGGGCAGCCCGUACGCGCCGCUGCUGCAGGCGAUCAGCGAGUCAGGUCGCAGCCGGCCCGCCGGCGCGCUGGAGGCUGCCCGCGGCGCAUGCGCACUGCUGCUGACGCCGGCGGCGCUACUGCAGCAGGCGCUGCUGCACGCCGACCACCAGCUGCCCUGCCCCGCCGGACAGCUCUCCGGGAACAAGGUGGUGACGUGGCUGUCGGAGCCGCGGCUGCUGGAGGCGGUGCGGCGGGUGCGGCGGCGCGAGUGCGCGCGCUUCACGGACGUGCUGCUGGCGGCGCUGGCGGCGGCGCUCGACCGCCGGCUGGGCCCGCGCGCGCCGCCCAGCGCCACCGUCGUGCUGCCCGGCCGCAUCCCCGGCCCGGAGGCCCGGCCGCGCCCGGCCGCCGCCGACGUCUCCAGCUUCCUGGACAGCCCGGGCCCGCGGCCGCCGCUGGAGAACCGCUUCUCCGUGGGCCUGCUGCCGCUGCCGCUGGCCGGCGCCUCGCGCCUUCCGCCCAACCGCCGCCUCCGAGAGGUCGCGCGGCGCUCGCGUCUCCUUCGCGCGUCGCCGGACUACCAGGUGAACUGGUGGCUGAUGCGAGUCGCGGCUAGUGUGCUGCCGACAGGGCUGCUGGGGCCCGCGCUGAGAAGCACGCGCUCCAGCCUCGUGGUGAGCAACUUACAAGGGCCGGACCACCGCGUGCGCAUCGCUGGGCACGAGGUGCGAGACCUCGUCUUCUGGGUGCCCAACAGGGGCUCCAACGGAAUGGGUGUGAGUAUUCUGAGCUAUGCUGGUGGGCUUCAGCUGGGACUACAGCUGGACAAGGCCGUGGCACUGGGACCAGAUGAUGAGGCACGGCUGCUAACAGUUGUCGCUGCAGAGAUACACCGUAUGGAUGCUGCCAGUCGUGCUGACCACUGAGAUGGAGUAUCCAGCAUCUAGGUCUGCACUUCCCAGGGCAUUUCCAUUUCUUUCUCUCUACGCAGCCAAGCCAUCCAGAGCAUAUCUGCAGUUACCACAGUAGCCUCGCAGUAACAUUAAAGAAUAAAAUAUUUUUUAAAAGUAGUCAA
This is a messenger RNA of Schistocerca serialis cubense, 3413 nucleotides long. RefSeq lists its product as uncharacterized. Gene Ontology annotation, biological process: triglyceride biosynthetic process. The record is from RefSeq and is a predicted model, not a curated record. Gene Ontology annotation, molecular function: diacylglycerol O-acyltransferase activity; long-chain-alcohol O-fatty-acyltransferase activity. Lineage: Eukaryota; Metazoa; Arthropoda; Insecta; Orthoptera; Acrididae. The transcript is spliced from 10 exons. The coding region runs from base 1 to 3264 and encodes 1087 amino acids. Gene Ontology annotation, cellular component: plasma membrane.